GCAAGGGUGGACUGACCAUUUGGAAACUCGGGCACUGCCCGAAGGCCUGGGGUCAGUAGGGGGCCCGAUGAGAUGCCCCUGGUACCUUUUUCAUAGGCUUUUUUGAGUUUGGGCAAGGACACAGGCACCCCAUGAUCCCCUAUUGCCCGGGGGCCCCAUGAGUUGUCAGUCCGUCACUACUCCAAUGAUCAGACUUGUUCUGACACCAACCCCCCCUCCAUGUGCAGUUUUUGCACUGGGAAGAUUUGUUUGGGGCCCCAUGAGAUGCCCCUGGUACCUUUUUCAUAGACUUUUUUGAGUUUGGGCAAGGACACAGGGGCCCCAUGAUCCCCUAUUGCCCGGGGCCCCAU
Molecule: messenger RNA, 350 nt
Organism: Staurois parvus
Lineage: Eukaryota; Metazoa; Chordata; Amphibia; Anura; Ranidae
Source: the annotation of a GenBank genome assembly